ACAGCUACGCUCCGAGGAGGAUGUAAGAAGUGGUGUACAAAUGGGUCCUUCCGAUGAUUGGAACAACAUUACAGCAGAUUUUUUCGACUGCGUCAAAGAUCUCAAGCUUGGGGAACUGGUACACGAUUCUACCUUCGGUUUGAUGGAAGCGAUGUCCGCAAUCGAAAUGAUGGAUCCGAAAAUGGAUGCUGGAAUGAGUUGCAAUAGAGAAACAACUCCACUGACUUUCGAUACGGCGGUGGAGACCGAUCAGAUCAAGCUCAACAAUUUGCUCGCCAAAGAAUCGAUCGGCAUUAUCGAUGCGGUGUACUCAUGUAUGGUUUCCUGGCUAGAAGGCCAUUCGAUGGCCCAAACGGUGCUAACUUGUCUGUACUUGCAUAAACCGAACAAAAUUGAGUGUAAAACGAUGAGAUCGUUUUCGAUAGCCAUUCAGAAAAUCAUCAACCUGAUUCGCAAUUUCACUCUCAGAGCCAAUGUGUACGAGGAAGAAGACUUUCAACACAGUUCGUUCGACUACAACCUGAGCGCAGAUGUUACGGAAACAAAAGCGAUGAACAUGCUGAAGGUUGCCGAAGAAGACCUCAUCAAAAAGACCAAAGAUUCUGAGGACGAACGAGAAAAGGAAGAGAUUCAGGCGCUUUUAGCGAGGGUUCGUUUUACGCGCCUGUUUUUGAUGGGUCUUGUAGGAUUGUAUCCACUAAAGCAAGGACCAUCCUGGCAGCACGGGCUAGAAGUUGCAGCGCAAUCGUCCGUUUUGCCGAAAAACGAAAUGAUUGAAAUAGUAAAAUCACUAAACGGGGCGCUGGAGUUGGCACUGUCGAUAGAGAAAACGAUCGAUUUCGGAACUCAGCCCGAGGAGGGAUCGGAUGCACCGAAUCCGAUGGGAUUUUCGAUGAUGGUCAACCAGCGCUUCCUUCCGCCGACCUUUCCUCGGAGCACAAAAAUCAAGGAUCGCCAUUUGAGCAUUCAGUAUUUGGUGGAGUUGAUACAGCGCAUAAAACAUGCGUGCAAAAUCAUCAACUGCACCAACUUUCACGCGGCGUUGAAUUUUUUGAUGGAUUUUAGCAAAAAGUUUGGCCCCUGUCUGCUAUCCCGAAGCAUACCGCAGACACUGUACUUCCCCACCGGUCCCAUGGUGUUCGGGGUAAAGCCUCUUACAGAGGUCCUUAAAGAGUCAGUGAAGGCUUUCAUCGCUCCCCCAGCGUUGCGUCCGGAUAACUCGCUUUACAGCAAUCCAUUCGCAGUUAAUUGCGUGAAUUCAUUCUUCGAAUACAACGAGCAAACAUUCUACACGCUGUUCGCCAUCUGCGGAUACAAUCGUGCACGGCAACGUGAUCGACUUGGCAUGAUAAUGGUGAACUUUGCCCAUCUGCAGGACGAAGCGGAACGCGUCGACGUGUACCUGCAUUCGCUGUCGCCAAAAAGCGAAAAUUCGCACCAUCUCGCGUGCUUCGGCACGUGGGUUUUCUAUCACUGUUUGCGCGCGAUGUCGCUCUAUCUGCUGGCAGGACUCGAGCUGGAGCUGUACAGUGUGCACGAGUAUCUGUACAUCUUCUGGUACCUGUAUCAGUACCUGUUCAGUUGGAUCGUGUCCGCGCUGACGCGUGCGGAAACGUUUCUCGCUGAGCAGGAGUAUACGGCCGAUCAGAAGGCGGCCAAAUCGAACCAGAAGAAACCGAAGGCGAAGAAACGCAAACCCAAAACGGACGCGAAAGAGAUUCUGUUCAACGAGGCGAUGCAGACGCUGUGCGGCGGGUACUAUAAGGCAUUGGCCGGGUUUAUCAAGGAGGAUCGCAUCCCGGAACCGCUGCCCAUGUUCGAUAACGAGCAGGUGCGUUUCGAGCAUCGUUUUUCACCGUUUGCGACCCUUUCGACGCCACCGCCGAUGCCGUACAGUGAGUUUAAGCAGAUGAAGAUGUUUAUGUUGCAAUCGCCUGCGACCGAGCUGUAUGCGGCGGCCGCGAAACACUUCCACGAGGCACGAACGCUGCUCGAAACGUUCCCAAAUCCCGAUGAAGAGUGGAACGAUAUCGUGAAGGUGGCCAAAAUGAAUUUCGUCAUGAUGAACCUGUUGGCCAGCGGACACAGCAGACAGUCAAAGUUACCGCCCGAGUUUGACUUUUCCUGCCACCGGUACUUCCCGAUAAUCAAGCAGCGUAAGUAAUCCGGUGUACUUAACGUGUCGUGAAGGGGCCGCAAUUUAUGUGGGCGCACAAUGCAUUCACAUGCGGCCACAAACUCAUUUUAUAAUUUAUUUCAUUUAUAAGACGUACCGAGCGUAUGGUAGAUGGCUGCAAAACGGGGCAGAGCAAUAAACUGUUUCCUUGUGAGGGACA
Molecule: messenger RNA, 2336 nt
Organism: Anopheles nili
Lineage: Eukaryota; Metazoa; Arthropoda; Insecta; Diptera; Culicidae
Gene: Naa35
Product: N-alpha-acetyltransferase 35, NatC auxiliary subunit
Exons: 10
Coding region: 41-2164 (707 amino acids)
Biological process (GO): N-terminal peptidyl-methionine acetylation
Cellular component (GO): NatC complex
Source: RefSeq, a predicted model, not a curated record